Hippocampus comes (tiger tail seahorse) is the source of this 2966-nucleotide messenger RNA. RefSeq names its product myocyte enhancer factor 2d (gene mef2d). Gene Ontology annotation, biological process: positive regulation of transcription by RNA polymerase II; cell differentiation; heart development. Lineage: Eukaryota; Metazoa; Chordata; Actinopteri; Syngnathiformes; Syngnathidae. Bases 449 to 2080 code for a protein of 543 amino acids. The transcript has 12 exons. Gene Ontology annotation, molecular function: DNA-binding transcription factor activity, RNA polymerase II-specific; RNA polymerase II cis-regulatory region sequence-specific DNA binding; protein dimerization activity. The record is from RefSeq and is a predicted model, not a curated record.
GCCCACUCAAGACGGGCAUCGGCUCCAUUUGCAGCGUAGCUAAAUAGUUACGCCGCACGUCAAGUCGGAGACAAUUUGAUCAUUCGCAGCCGGGGCGAGCUCGGCGGGACGAAGAACAGGAGGCGGUCGCGAUUUGGGACACUUUGAGCCGGCGUUGGACGCAGCCAGACCACGUUCACCUCCUCCGGUAUAUGCUGAUGCUCCUUUGGCCCGGAGCCGGCCAGCUGAGGUGAAGGCAAGGGCACAGUGUGGAUGAGCCGCCCUGGAAACGAGGACCAUGAUCUGAAGGCUCGCCGGUCCGCUGUUCUUUCUCCAUCGUCAUCAUUGAAUAAACGGCUCCCGUGUCCGGCAGGAAGUGUUUCAACGUAACGAGCGGGAAGUGGAAGAAGAUUCAGUCCCCGUUCACCGUGAACCCCCCCUCCCCCACGUCCGCCGCAACGACAUCAACAUGGGGAGGAAAAAGAUUCAGAUUCAGAGGAUCACCGACGAGCGCAACAGACAGGUGACCUUCACCAAACGAAAGUUCGGCCUGAUGAAGAAGGCGUACGAACUGAGCGUGCUGUGCGACUGCGAGAUCGCCCUCAUCAUCUUCAACCACUCAAACAAGCUCUUCCAGUACGCCAGCACCGACAUGGACAAGGUGCUGCUCAAGUACACCGAAUACAACGAGCCGCACGAGAGCCGAACCAACGCCGACAUCAUCGAGACAUUGCGAAAGAAAUCCUUUAACGGCUGCAACAGCCCCGAGCCUGAUGGCGACGACUCCAUCGACCAAAGCCCGCUAAACGACGACAAGUACCGCAACAAGACGGACGACCUGGACACCCUCUACAAGCGCUACGGCGCCACCGUCCCGCAGCCAACCUUCUCCAUGCCCGUCACCGUGCCAGUGUCCAAUCAGAGCGCCCCACCGCCGCAACCUGCCACCCUUCAGUUCAGCAACAACCCGGGCGGCACCCUGGUCACCACCACCUCCUUCAUCAACGCCGCCCUCUCGGACCCCCGCCUGCUGUCACCGCAGCAACCCGCCCUGCAAAGGAACACCGUCUCGCCGGGACUGCCGCAGCGACCCGCAAGCGCGGUCGCACUCCUCAGUGGAGAUCUGGGAAACUCCAACGGAGCGUGCCCAAGUCCAGUCCCUAACGGCUACUUAAGCGCCCGGGCCUCACCAGGCUUGCUGUCCGUCUCCAACGGCAACAACAGCAACCUGGUCAAAGUAGUCCCAGCCAAGUCUCCUCCUCCUGCCAGUCCUCAGAUGGUCAGCGCUCGCAAGUCGGACCUCCGGGUCAUCACCUCGCAAGGGGGCAAGAGCCUCAUGCAACUGACAGAAGAAGAGCUGGAGCUGGUCAGCGAGAAUGCUCAGCGGCUAGGCGGCUCCCAGGUGCCGCAGCCCCUCACCACCCCAGUUGUUUCCGUGGCGACGCCCAGCCUCCUGGCGCCCUUCUCCGCCAUGCAGACAGCCUACAACACUGAGUACCAGUUGACGAGCGCCGACCUGACGGCCCUGCAGACGUUCACGCCGACGGGCCUGGAUGUAAAUUCAGGUUGUGCCCCCCCCUUUCCCCUCCCCCCCACUUGUUUCCACAGCAUGUGGGGUUCAGACAAACAGAGUGCAGAGAUGGUUAACUGCAUCUCCAGCAUUGCUGCUAACCUCAGGCCAAUGGCUCCCCUCCCUCAGGGCACAGCGCUGACGGUCAACACCAACCCUCACGUCAACAUCAAAUCUGAGCCGGUGUCGCCCAACCGGGACCGCAGCACUCCCUGCCCCACCUUGGGCGGUGGCGUGCAAGUCCACGGGCAGGUGGUGCCGUCGUACCCCGCCAGCGGCCAAGGCCGUUCUCCCGUCGACAGCCUGAGCAGCAACGCCAGCUCGUACGACGGCAGCGACCGGGACGACGCCGCCGCCCCGGGCCGGGGCGGAGGAAGAGGGGGUGGGAGCGGCGGCGGGGGUCCGGACUUCCAGCUCCACCAGCAGGCCGGCGUCCAGCAACCCACCAUGGUCCUACUGCGGCCCGCCUCGACCGAGCCGCAGGAACAGGACAACGUGAAGAGGAUAAGGUUGGACACGUGGGUCACAUAAAGUGCCGGCCGCUGCCAUGCUUGGCCAGGCCGAGUCGGACGGAACCAGUUGAGGCCCGUGACCCCACCCAAACUCCCUUCACACACACACACACACACACACACACACACACACACACACAUACGAGCAUGCUUAACACUUGGGCACACACAUUCACAUACACUACUCAGAAAAGGUUAGGGGCUUUGAGGUGAAUUUUCGGGAUGAACCUGUCAUGCAUUAGAACCUUUUCAGUUGAACUUCAUUUGACCUCUAUCCUUUUGAAAUCUGGAAUGUUUCAGUGCUUUUUGUACAGUUUGCUUUUCUCAACAUGUUUGUUUGUGGUUUGUUUUUUUUUCAUUUAUUUCCAAUUAAUUCCACUUGGCCUUUCGGUGCCUCUUCCAGUCUCUCAGUUACAACCUGCUGAUGACACCGUGACACUAAACUUAGUGUCCACUGCCCUUUUCCCAUAUCGGUUAAGAUUAUGAAAAAUAUGACUCUAAAUUUUUUAGAUUGUGACUUUUUUUCCUCAUAUAUUAUUGUCCCUUUUUUUCUGGGGAGAAAAACAUUUACUUGUUUUAAAGCUUCAGUGACAUUCAGUGACAAACAUUCUUCAAAAGAUUACGAACAUUCUUAAAUAUUGUAUUUGUGUAAAAUUAAGGCUGUAUUUUUAUUUCAUUCUCACAUUGCUUUUAUUUUAUUCUUGUAAAAUAAUUGGGUUUUCCUGGUGGGAAAAAAAAGAAUUAUUUUUAUCUUGUAGAUUCUGGAUUUUUUUUUUUUUUUUAAUUUAGUUCAGAGUGUUAGCUGCUGGUUGCAAUACAGAUACAGAGACACUGGAAUAAUCACAGAUUUUUCCUUUUUCAGAAUUUGUCUGGUUUGUAAUUUGUUAUUAAAAAAAAAAAAAAAA